This is a messenger RNA of Micropterus dolomieu (smallmouth bass), 4007 nucleotides long. RefSeq names its product UDP glycosyltransferase 8 (gene ugt8). The transcript is spliced from 5 exons. NCBI's taxonomy places the organism in Eukaryota, Metazoa, Chordata, Actinopteri, Centrarchiformes, Centrarchidae. Bases 1 to 1647 code for a protein of 548 amino acids. The record is from RefSeq and is a predicted model, not a curated record. Gene Ontology annotation, molecular function: UDP-glycosyltransferase activity.
AUGUUGCUACCCUCAUCACUACUACUUCUCCUUGGCCUCCUCGCCUGGAGCCCCAGUGCAUCAUGGGCCGCCAAAGUGAUCGUGGUGCCACCCAUCAUGUUUGAAUCACACCUCUACAUCUUCAAGACGCUGGCAACGGCUCUGCGCCAGGAGGGCCACGAAACCCAUUUUCUAAUUUCAGAGGGUCGUGAGGUGCCCCCUUCCCCUCACUACCACUUACAGCACUACCCAGGGAUCUUUAACAGUAGCACGGCUGACAAUUUCCUCCAGUCCAAAGUCAGUAACAUCUUCUCAGGCCGCCUGACAUUUCUGGAACUGUUUGACAUUCUUGACCACUACUCUCAGAACUGUGAUGCUGUCGUUGGCAAUGCUGAGGUAAUGACCCGCCUCAAGGAGGCCAAGUUUGACCUUCUGCUGGUGGACCCCAAUGAGAUGUGUGGUUUUGUGAUCGCUCAUAUCCUGGGUGUGCAAUAUGCUGUGUUCAGCACAGGCCUGUGGUACCCUGCAGAGGCGGGUGCCCCGGCCCCACUUUCAUAUGUACCCGAAUUCAACUCAUUGCUGACAGACCGCAUGUCUCUGGUCCAGAGGAUCACCAACACAGCUGUUUACCUGGUGCAACGCUUUGGAGUCCAUUAUAUUGCAUUACCCAAGUAUGACCGGAUUAUGAAGAAACACGGAGUGAAGCCUCAAGUAGCCAUGGCUGACUUGGUGCAAGGUAGCCGGUUGUGGAUGCUAUGCACUGACAUGGCUCUGGAGUUCCCCAGGCCCACCCUGCCACAUGUGGUGUACAUAGGAGGUAUCCUUACCAAGCCCCCCAACCCACUGCCACAGGAUUUUGAGGUAUGGGUGAAUGACACAGCAGAGCAUGGCUUUGUGGUUGUGUCAUUUGGAGCUGGGGUCAAGUACCUUUCCCAGGACAUUGCUCACAAACUGGCAGGAGCCCUCGCCAGGUUGCCCCAGCGUGUCGUCUGGAGAUUCUCUGGAGUUCCACCAAGUAACCUUGGCAACAACACCAAACUUGUCAAUUGGAUGCCUCAGAAUGACUUAUUAGGCCACGCCAACACAAGGGCCUUCUUGAGCCAUGGUGGUCUGAACAGCAUCUACGAGGCCAUGUAUCAUGGGGUGCCAGUGGUAGGUGUGCCCCUGUUCGGAGACCACUAUGACACCAUGACUCGUGUGGCAGCCAAAGGCAUGGGUAUCAUGCUGCACUGGAAGUACAUGAGCGAAGAAGACCUCUACACAGCCCUGACCAGCGUCAUCAAAGAACCCAGGUAUCGGCAGCAAGCGCGUCUUCUCUCCAACAUUCACAAAGACCAGCCAGGCCACCCUGUGACCAGGGCCGCCUACUGGAUCAGCUACAUCCUUCGUCACCACGGUGCCAAACACCUGCGCUCCGCUGUAUACGAGGUGUCCCCCUACCAGUACUUCCUGCUGGAUGUGAUUUUCACUGUGGGGGUUGCCUUGGCUCUGACCUACUUUGCCCUGCAACGGCUGGUACGAUUGCUGAGGGGGAAGAAGGUCGAGGACCAGAGCAGAGGGGGCGGCGUCACCAGGGAUGAUGGUAACAUGGCCAAUGGACAUUGCCAUAGCGAGAGCAUGGUCAACGGGAAACACAAACGCAAUGGCUCCUUGAAAAAACUAAACUAAGAAGAAGAUUAAUUAAUGUUUUGAAUGGCCAAGUGGGACGAAAAAAAAGUUACUUAAAGGACUCAGCUCUAGGUUUAGGUUUAGCGGUUUUAUAAAAGCUUUGAGAGAAAGUCAUUCUUAGGUCUGUGUCGAGCGGCAACUGCUACUCAGAGCAAGCUAGGAGGAUACGCAAUGCAUCGUGUGGGGACAUAGCAAGGCAUCAGGUGCUCAAAAUGUGUGUGUGCGUGCAUAUGUGUAUGAGUGCACUGAAGCAAAUUUAACAAAAACUCUUAACAGCAGCUACAACAAUACAACACCAAAUUGGAAAGUCAUUGAGGAUGAAACACAGGUCAUCGCAGGACAUUGAUUCUUCAUGUGCAUCUCUCCUCCAGUGGAAAGAUGAUGAAGAGGGAAAAUCCUGAGCGCCAACCCCUUGUCCUCCGAACGAGAUAUUUAUAUAUAUAUAUAUAUAUAUAUAUAUAUAAAUAUAAAUAGUUAGGAAAGAUAAAUACUUAGGAAAGAUAAAUACUUAGGAUAUAUAAUGUUUUUAACUUCAAACUCUGCUUUAGUGUCUGGUAAACUGUAAAUAGAGGACACGUCUAUUUAUUACUGUACAAAGGCAUUUUAAUGAAGGAGCUUUUUUAACAUAUCUUAUUUUUAAUUUAUUUCAUGUAUCAGUGGUGUGAUAGCAUGGUGGUAGACGUACACUCCCUCCUCGAAGCUAACAUUCACACAACGUGUGAUUCAUAGUGGUGAAACAAACAAAGCAAAAACUGACAGCAGCUGUCAUUGUAAGUCUGCACAUGUCUGUCUUUCUGCAGCAGCCUUAUCCACAAUAUUCACAGUGGUCUUGUUUUCAAACUCAUCAGACUGUUGAAAAUACGUUAAAUUUUCCCCCUCUUCACAUGGUAGUGCCAACCUGCGACUGUGCUUAGCUGUCCCGUUGUCUCUCGACUGGCAGUUGGUCCUGCUGGAGAAUAACUCACCUGAACGCUGUUUGGCUUGUCAGUGUGAAAAGGGAGAUCAUGUUGAUUUCAAAAGAUUGAAAAAAAAAUUAUUACGACCGAUGAUACUGUGGAUAGGCAGAGCCAGAUCAGAAAUGUGCUCCAGCUCUUCCAGUCAGGUGAUCAGGGAUGAGUCAGAGCAUUAUUGAUUUAUGAUAUCUUAAUUCUGCAUCCCUCAUCUGUUCAUUAAUCAGUAAGGAUUCGUCACUUGAUUGCCAGUUUUAAGUGCUACACUUGACUUUGUACGUCAGUCCUCUGUGAUUCUUAUCUUCUGUUGGAUCAUUUCUAACAUAUGUUGCAAAUGUUAUAUUACACUGUUCAGGUAGGCAUUUCAGAAUCCAUUCGAUGCUUCUCUUCUGCAUAAUUAAAGUCUGUUGGAUUUAGAUGUUGAGGUUCGAGACCAUAUGUCAUUAUAUUAACUUUGAGUAAGAAUGAUUCACAUUCUUUAUGUUGCCUUUUAUAAUGCAGAUAUGUGUAUGCAGUAUGCUUGAAUAUUUGCGUGCUUGUUGUGCUUUAGAUCAUGAGCAUGACACUUUAUAAUAGUUUAUCAAACAACCAGGCCACACAUAGUUCCAUAGUUGUUCUAGCAGCAGCAAAGUUGCUAACUGCAACUACAAUUGGCAACUUACCAAAGCCUCACACCUGGACAAUAUAGCAAUGUAAAUUUGAAGGAAACCGAAGAAAUACUAUCAGUUAACCUGUCAAAGUUGUUGAGGACUUAAUAUCCAUGUAUGAUAAUUGAGAAAAGCUUAACGAUCUUCCUUUCUCUGUGAGCUGCAAGUACACUUGCACGGCCCAACCCAGCCCUGCUGAAAACACAUUAUUAUUAUACUUGAAUCACCAUCAUUAUCAUCAUCUAUAACACCUUCAGUUGGUGGGUAUGGUAGGUGGACCUGCAGGUGCUACACAAGCUAUGAACAGGGUCUGGAGAGAAAAAAAAUCUUUGUGAAGAUAUAGAUAUAUAUACUUUUUUUAUUAUUUCAGUAUUAAUGUUGUUAUAGCCCACAUAGUUAAAUGUCCACCCAUGCCCAUCCUUUACUUCCUGCUUAUGUUUCUGGUUCUGUACUCACUCUGCAUUGUGACGUGUCUUUGUUCUUGUGAUUUUUGUAUUUCAUCAGCUUGAAGACUUUCUUUGUUCUGUCGUCAAUAGUGCACUUGCUUGUUCCAUUUGUCCACCUCUUUGUCUUGCUCUUGGCUUCCUGGUGUAUUCUGCUUUCUUUGUAUUCUUGCCCCCGCCCCCAUUUCAGAUAUCGGUACUUACUUGCUUUAAAAAAACAAACUCAUAUUACUUUAAUUAUAAAGAGUCCUCAAUUUUCUUGUCAUGUGUGUCCAUGUUGUAAAUAGAACAAUGUAAACAAAAUACUAAUGUUGAAUAAA